AUGAACAAGACCGGUCUUCUAAGGCGUUUUAGUGACUUGCUUCGCCAUUCCCCACCUGACAAAGAGCCAGGGUUGGCAGGAAGAGACCCAAGACAGGAGAUCGCGGAUAGCAUUGUUGAGGAUGAUCUGCCAGCACAAGAUACUCAAUUCCUCCUUUCACUAGGCCACCUACGAUUUGAGUUCACCAAUUCCAAUGAUGCGAGUAAGUUUCAGGACGAACUGGAGACUUUUUUCCUGGAAAAUCGUGAGACGGAGCCAUCUCCCGGUCAACAUGUUUCGAUCUCACGUGAAAAUUCCGAAGGCGCAGGUUCACCGUCGCCUAUAGUGAUCCCUGAGCAUAUUGAUGGCCUCGACAUACGACCAAGGAGGGAAUCAAUGGGCAACCAAUUCAACAUCCCAAAUAUCUGGGACCCAUUGCGGCCAGGUCCUCUGCGCAGACCAUCAAAUGGCGUCAACAAUCCAGGAUUUGCCCGGCCCCCUAUGUCUCCCGAGACUGCAACUUUACCCCAGGUUACCAAGGAUCUGGAUUAUCGGAUCCGGGGAAUAAAGCCUGAGCAUACAGGUCCUGAUUUACUCUCAUACCUCAGUCGUAAGCUUGGUAUUGAGCCGACCGUCGUGGGACGCAUCAAAGCUCUGGCUACAAGUCAGACGGGAGACAAGGUGGCAGUUGUGGCGUGGAGGCCCCAACCUGCGUGUUUGUCGACGCCGGGGAAGGAGGAAUGGGAAUUUGGGCCGACCUCUGAUGAAGACGAUACAUAUAUCACCGUCGAUACUCAUUUUCGCGGAGUGACUGUUCUCUACUCUCCGCCUCCCGAUGUGCCGCACAUGAUCGAUGUAUGCGCCGUUGCCGGCCUUGGCGGCCAUGCUUGGGGAUCGUUCAAAUACAAGGGUGCAUCUCAGUCUUUCAUGUGGGUGUUGGACGUACUACGAGACCGUCUUCCGAACGCUCGGUUGAUGACCUAUGGCUCCAAAACAAGGCUCGAUGGGAACGAGUCAACACAAACAUUGAAAGAUUUAGGCAAACUCUUACGGGAUGAGAUGCGAAGCGUUAUGAGACGCCGGUCCCAGUCGGUCUUGAGCUCUACAAUGUCUCACCUUGGGAAUGCCUUCGCCGUUCCUUCGUUCUUUAUUGCGCAUAGUCUUGGAGGACUUACUGUGAAAGAGGCACUAUUACAGGAAAGGGAGAGUCCGGAAGCCGGCAGUUUCUUCAAAAACCUCCACGGCGCCCUAUUCUUCGGUGUACCAAGCCACGGCAUGCAUGUCGAAGUUCUUGAAGGGAUGAUCCGAGGUCAACCCAAUGAGUUUCUCGUCAAGUCUAUCAUGUAUGAAUCCGAAACUCUACAAGAUCUCAGUCGAAAGUUCAAAUCGGAAUCCGCCAGAUCAGAUUCUUCAAUGAAAAUGCCGAAGAUCAUAUACUUUUACGAGAUGGAACCUUCUUUCUCACCGAAAAAGACUGCGGAUGGACAGUGGAAGAUGAUAGGAACCCCGAAGAGGAUUCUUGUCGAUCGCGGUUCCGCUACAGAUGGCGAAGUUUGGGGUGCGGGUCACAUCAAUACACACCCUCUCAAUCGCAACCAUUCCGACCUUGUGAAGUUCAGCAGCCCAAAUGAUCCAGACCUCGAGCGUGUCUUGCACGAACUGCUAAACUUGGUGGGGUACGUCGACAUCGACACCUUAGAGGAAGAAUUGGACUGA
This is a messenger RNA of Penicillium subrubescens, 1695 nucleotides long. RefSeq lists its product as uncharacterized. Bases 1 to 1695 code for a protein of 564 amino acids. NCBI's taxonomy places the organism in Eukaryota, Fungi, Ascomycota, Eurotiomycetes, Eurotiales, Aspergillaceae. The transcript has 5 exons. The record is from RefSeq and is a predicted model, not a curated record.